GGCCCGCCAAGAUGGCGGCUUCCUGCGUGGUCCUGCUGGCGCUGGCCCUGACGCUGCUGCUGCUGGUGGCGUGGAAGCGCUGGCGGUGGGGGCGCGCGGCCCGCCACGUGAUUGUCGUGGUGCUGGGCGACGUGGGCCGCAGUCCCCGCAUGCAGUAUCACGCACUGUCGUUGGCCAAGUGCGGCUUCUCCGUGACCUUCUUGGGGUUCUGCACCUCCAAACCCCACGAUGAGCUCUUGCAGAGCGACAGAAUUCAGAUUGUGAGUCUGACAGAACUUCAGAGACUUGCAGUUGGGCCCCAUAUUCUCCAGUAUGGAGUCAAAGUUGUGUUUCAGGCAGUGCACUUGCUGUGGAAGUUGAUGUGCAGGAAGCCAGCAGCUUACAUCUUUCUCCAGAACCCUCCGGGCCUGCCCGCCAUUGCCGUGUGCUGGUUUGCAGGCUGCCUUUGCGGGAGCAAGCUCGUCAUUGACUGGCACAACUACGGCUACUCCAUUAUGGGUCUGGUGCACGGCCCCGGCCACCCCCUUGUUCUGCUGGCCAAGUGGUAUGAGACGCUCUGCGGACGCCUGUCCCACCUGAACCUGUGUGUGACCAAUGCGAUGCGGGAAGACCUGGCAGAGAACUGGGGCAUCAAAGCUGUGACUGUCUACGACAAGCCAGCAUCUUUCUUUAAAGAAACGCCUUUGGACCUGCAACACCAGCUCUUUAUGAAGCUGAGCCGCACCUACUCUGCAUUCAGGGCCUGUUCAGAACCCUCGGACUCGGGCAUGGAGAGGUCGGCCUUCACGGAGCGGGAUGCCCAGAGUGGAACAGUGACCUGCCUUCCUGGGCGGCCGGCCCUUUUGGUCAGCAGCACGAGCUGGACAGAGGAUGAAGACUUCUCCAUCUUGUUGGCAGCAUUAGAAAAGUUCGAACAGCUGAUCGACGAUGGAGAAAGCCUCCCUCCUCUGGUCUGUGUUAUAACAGGCAAAGGGCCUCUGAAGGAGUAUUACAGCCGCCUCAUCUGCCAGAAGCAUUUCCAGCACAUCCAGGUCUGUACCCCAUGGCUGGAGGCCGAGGACUAUCCCUUGCUUCUAGGGUCUGCGGACCUGGGCGUCUGCCUACACCGGUCGUCCAGUGGCCUGGACCUGCCCAUGAAGGUGGUAGACAUGUUCGGGUGCUGCCUGCCUGUGUGUGCCGUGAACUUCCAGUGCUUACACGAGCUUGUGAAACACGAGGAAAAUGGCCUGGUCUUCGAGGACUCAGAGGAGCUGGCAGCUCAGCUGCAGAUGCUUUUCUCAAAGUUUCCUGAUCCUGCUGGCAAACUGAACCAGUUCUGCAAGAACCUCCGGGAGUCAGAGCAGCUUCGAUGGGAUGAGAGCUGGAAGCGGACAGUGCUCCCUUUGAUUACGGACACGUGACCCCUCGGGCCAACGACUUAAACUCCUGAGGUGUCCUGUGCUGGACAUCAUAGAGAGACCCUCAAGCUGACACCCCUCCUUACCUUUCAUCUUCCUCCCCAGGAGCUGGCCUACACUCCCCUCCUCACAGCCGCCACUGCUGGCCAGUCCCUGGGCAGACUCUGUAGAUCAGCGCCUCCUGGUGGAUGGAAGCUGAAAGGCUGGCAUUGGGCACUGCUUGGGGAAUGAAGUUACUUUUAAUAAUCAGGAGUUUUUGUUGAUCAGGAAGCUGGCUUAGCCUGCUUUCAUCUUUGGAGGCUCUGAAUCCCUUCUCUCUUUUCUCUUCCUGUCUUAUGAGUCUUUCUUUCCCCCAGUUUAUGACUUUUCUGUUAUUUGUGUCGUCUUGAACAUCUCUGCAUCCUUGUUUUGUCUCCUGGUGUCUGCCUUUCCCAGAAUUGCUUGGUUGUGUCCCUAAUAUUUUGAUUCCUGCCUUGAAAACAGACUUUGCAGCCCACCGCCCUGCAAGGGCAGUCAGAUGUGCCACGUGUGCAGCGGGCUUGGCUCCGUGAGGGAUUUGCGUCCAGGUUGGGGGGAACAUACUUGGUUUGUUUUUUUAUUUGCGCGAAUGAAAUGCUUAUCUCUGAGCCAAAAAUUUCAUUUCUGAUUUAUGGUGAUUUUCUUAAGGACUAAGCCAGCUGGCAGAGAGGGGUCUACACGCUUGAACAGUUUAUAUUUUAUUCGAACAGUUUGUGGUUCCCGAUUCAGAAUUCAACAUUCUUCAAACAUUCAAGUCCAGUGCAAGUUUUAUCACAUUCUUUCCAGAACAGUGAUUUAAUUUUCACAUUAUUCUUCAAAACCAUUUAUAAAUCUACAGCAUUAGUUUCAGAAUUGCCAUCUCCGAGUGCUCUUCGUAGGGAAACAGUUUCUGGUCGUGACGAGGCACUUCUUCCCACGGGAUUCCAGCCCGGCCUGGAGACAGAACAUAUGCGUCUCAGGAUGUGGGGUUUGGGGAUGGGACACCACCCUGUCAGUGUGGGGCUUUGGGAUAGGCCUGGGGGUGUGUGGGGGUGUACAGACUACAGAUUUCCAGGCCCCAUCCAGACACCUGGAAUCAGCCUCCAGGGGUGGGACCAGGAAUCCCAUUUGUAAGCAGCUCACAGCAGCCAGGUUUGCUGCGUCUGCCCACUGGGCCGUGUGCAUCCCUGGAAAGUCAUGGCCCCGUCUGGGUCCUCCAUCCUGUUACCGGGCACAGCUCAGUAGGAGCUGAGGUUUGAACCCACGUCUGCCUGACAGCUCAGCCUGGUGCCUUCAGAGGCUGGACCUGUAUCAGAGGGGCUCACGUCCUCUGUGUAAGCACAGAUGUCUGACGAGCCCCUGGCAAGAAUUGUUUUGUCAUCAGUUUUUUAGAAAUGAAAAAUUAGUAUUUAUAAGAGUGAAAUACUAGACAUACAGUGUAUAAGUGUCAUGAUACUACCGUCCGGGUAUAACAUGUUAAUAAUAAUGUUAAUUGGUGUGUAUGGAGUUUCCCCAUAUGUGUAUUAACAUGACAGUUAUUUUUUUAAAAUAAAAAUGAGCUUAAAAAAUGAGUUUAUACUGUAUAUGCUGUUUAGCACUCAGCUUUCUUAAAAUACAGCGUGGAUAUUUUUUCACAUAA
This is a messenger RNA of Lagenorhynchus albirostris (white-beaked dolphin), 3033 nucleotides long. RefSeq names its product ALG1 chitobiosyldiphosphodolichol beta-mannosyltransferase (gene ALG1). Gene Ontology annotation, cellular component: endoplasmic reticulum. The transcript is spliced from 13 exons. Bases 12 to 1400 code for a protein of 462 amino acids. The record is from RefSeq and is a predicted model, not a curated record. Gene Ontology annotation, molecular function: mannosyltransferase activity. Lineage: Eukaryota; Metazoa; Chordata; Mammalia; Artiodactyla; Delphinidae.